Molecule: messenger RNA, 1464 nt
Organism: Gavialis gangeticus (Gharial)
Lineage: Eukaryota; Metazoa; Chordata; Crocodylia; Gavialidae
Gene: DES
Product: desmin
Exons: 9
Coding region: 1-1383 (460 amino acids)
Biological process (GO): skeletal muscle organ development
Cellular component (GO): Z disc; sarcolemma; cell-cell junction
Source: RefSeq, a predicted model, not a curated record
AUGAGCCACUUCUCGUCCAGCCAGCGGGUCUCCUCGUACCGCCGCGCCUUCGGCGGGGGCUCGCCGUCCUUCCCGCGCGCCUCCUUCGGCGGCUCCGGCUCCAGCAGCUCCGUGUCGUCUCGCGUCUACCAGGUGUCGCGUAGCUCGGGCGUGCCCGGCCUGACGGUGCUGCGUUCGUCCCGCACGGUGCCGGGGCUGCGGUCCUCGGCCUACGCCGGCGCAGGCGAGCUGCUGGACUUCAGCCUGGCGGACGCCAUGAACCAGGAGUUCCUGACCACCCGCACCAACGAGAAAGUCGAGCUGCAGGAGCUGAACGACCGCUUCGCCAGCUACAUCGAGAAGGUGCGGUUCCUGGAGCAGCAGAACGCGCUCAUGGUGGCCGAGGUGGAGCGGCUGCGGGGCAAGGAGCCCACGCGCGUGGCGGUGCUCUACGAGGAGGAGCUGCGCGACCUGCGCCGCCAGAUCGACGUGCUCACCGGGCAGCGCGCCCGCGUCGACGUCGAGCGCGACAACCUCCUCGACGACCUGCAGAAGCUCAAGCAGAGGCUGCAGGAGGAGAUCCAGCUGAAGGAGGAGGCGGAGAACAACCUGGCUGCUUUCCGUGCCGAUGUGGACGCGGCCACGCUCGCACGCAUUGACCUGGAGAGACGCAUCGAGUCGCUGCAGGAGGAGAUCGCCUUCCUCAAGAAGGUGCACGAGGAGGAAAUCCGGGAGCUGCAGGCACAGAUGCAGGAGCAGCAGAUCCAGGUGGAGAUGGACGUGUCCAAGCCAGACCUGACGGCCGCACUGCGUGACAUCCGUGCCCAGUACGAGACCAUCGCCGCCAAGAACAUCUCCGAGGCCGAGGAGUGGUACAAGUCCAAGGUGUCCGACCUGACGCAGGCAGCCAACAAGAACAACGAUGCGCUGCGCCAGGCUAAGCAGGAGAUGAUGGAGUUCAGGCACCAGAUCCAGUCCUACACCUGCGAGAUCGACUCGCUCAAGGGCACGAACGACUCGCUGCUGCGGCAGAUGCGGGAGAUGGAGGAGCGGUUCGCGGGCGAGGCGGGCGGCUACCAGGACACCAUCACGCGGCUGGAGGAGGAGAUCCGGCACCUGAAGGACGAAAUGGCGCGGCACCUGCGCGAGUACCAGGACCUGCUCAACGUCAAGAUGGCGCUGGACGUGGAGAUCGCCACCUACCGCAAGCUGCUGGAGGGCGAGGAGAGCAGGAUCAGCCUCCCCAUCCAGAGCUUCGCCUCAGCAAUCAACUUCCGAGAGACCAGCCCCGAGCACCGCGGCUCGGAGAUGCACACCAAGAAGACGGUGAUGAUCAAGACCAUCGUCCCCCGUGUCCUGCAGGUGGUGAGCGAGGCCACGCAGCAGCAGCACGAGGUGUUGUAGGCGCCGGGCCCAGCGGCGCCAAGAGACGAGGAGACCAGCUCGUCCCCCCUCCCAGCCUCCCCCUCCCCCCGAUGCCUCAAG